AACUCAUCAUUUUGGUCCGAGAAUGUGUCGCCAGGUUGGAUGCACGGUGCUCAUGUUGGCGACUUUCUGUUUCUAUAUGCUGCUAACAGUCGGUGUCUGCAAAAGACAAAGUGGGCCAACAAUAUGCACAGAUUCACCGGUCUUCACCAUUGACGAAACCAUGAACCUCCUACUCAAACCACCAAAAAACUCCACGCCAUUUAGCAAAACCGAGACUGAGAAAACUACCUCUACCCAGGAAGACACAAGGUGUCCCAGGAACGGUUUCUCCGGAAUCCCUCCGCUGAGCACCUGCCCGCACUACACCGUCUUGAACUAUGACCCUAACAGAAUCCCGCAGCUGGUGUUCGAAGCAAAAUGCAGCUGCAAAACCUGUCUCUCCUUGACGGGCAGUUCCAAGAGUCAAUGCAAGCCUGUGUAUUACUAUAGGCAUGUCCUUCAAAAAGACACUGAAAAGGCCGAAGAAUGUUAUUUUCGGAAAGUGAAAGCUUUCAGUGUCGGAUGCCACUGUAUUGGGUACAACGUGAAACCAGGCUCUCGGAAAACCCUUGCAUAAUGUGGCGAUGUUCGUUGACAUUCCUUGAUGCCUUCAUCAUGUGGUGACUUUAAAAUGGUGCUGAAUUCCAACAGAACAAUCAUCUCCAUAAUUUUAUUGACAAUCAGCACAAACCCUGGAAGCCAUGUGUGUGUGUGUGUGUGUGUGUGUGUGUGUGUGUGUGUGUGUGUGUGUGUGUGUGUGUGUGUCUGUGUCUGUGUCUGUGUGUGGUGAUAUUAUUUGGUAUUCUGAUACUAGUCUUGGAUGGCAAUUUUGCAAUAUCGAAACUCGUGUCCCAGGUGUCGAAUCGUAACACAUCUUUGUCAUCAGUACGACACUGCCUAAUUUAUGUAUUGUGUUAGGACUCUUGUCUCAACAGCCAGUGUAUAUAUUUUUGUUGUUAUGUUAUUACCACAGUGACACCCCGUUAAUCCGAGAGACAUUUCUACGUAACCAAUUACUGUCUGGUUUAACGGGGCUUCACUAAGAUACAGCAUAGCGAUGGCCCAAUAUCACAAAAGCAUUUGGACCAAACCACAACCGCUCUUUUCAAAUAUUAACAAUAGGUCGUUUCAGACUGAUUUGCUGAUUUGUGAUAAUGGGAUUCCAAUUUAUUUACUCAAACCACUGUUAGCCUUUGUAAUUGCCACUCUAAAAGUGGCAAAUUAUUCAGUACCAAUUUGUAGAACGCAUUUAUUUAUUUAACUCUUAUUUAACCGUUGGUAAUGCCAAAUUUAGGAUUGUGCAGUUGUCUGGUGGAUAUAAAGUGACGUCAGAGUGAGUGAGUGAGUGAGUGGAUGGACGGGUGUUUGGUCGGCUGUUUUCAGGUGAGCGAGAAUGGUUUUACACUGCCUUUCAUAUCACCUGGUGGAGUUUAAACACUGUCAGCCUUAACGCUAUAGAUGUGAACGCUGAUUACAUAUUUAUUGAUUUCAUGUUGCUUAGGGGCAGUUAGCCUUUGAUCGUGACUAGAUUAUGAUAUUAUCAUGGUGUUUGAUGUUGGUAGUGAUCUGUGUCUAAGAUCUAGUGUUAGUCUAUUGGCGUGCUCGCCAAAAUGGUACUUUAAACUAUGUAUGUGAUAUUCACAAAACUGUUCAGAGAAACUUUUUCUCGUAGUGUAUGAAUCUUUGUGUUCAAAAUGU
Messenger RNA from Haliotis rufescens (red abalone), 1677 nucleotides. Its product is annotated as interleukin 17-like protein. The coding region runs from base 23 to 556 and encodes 177 amino acids. Gene Ontology annotation, molecular function: cytokine activity. The record is from RefSeq and is a predicted model, not a curated record. Gene Ontology annotation, cellular component: extracellular region. Lineage: Eukaryota; Metazoa; Mollusca; Gastropoda; Lepetellida; Haliotidae. The transcript is spliced from 2 exons.